AUGCCCCAACCGUCUUCGAAGCAGGUCAAGUUUGUGGCCUCGGAUCCCAACCGCGGGGGACUCCCCGUCAAGCGCAAGCAGGUCCAGCACGCCUGUGCCGCGUGUCGACGAAAAAAGAGGCGAUGCAUUCACGCUGAGGAUUCACGCGACGAUUCUCCUGUGGCUGCGACGGCUGUCGCCGGACCAGAAGACCAGGACGAGACAUCUCCAUCCCGGUCAUCAGCCUCGUUUCAGUAUGGCGAUUCGACGGGGCCCGUCGCGACACCUUCAAGGCGCGAGUCGGCCAGCAUGACGCCAAAGCCUCAGUCAUCUUCGCGUUUCGUUGGUGAUCUGAACCCAGAGGGCAUGUUUGUGGAGGCGACAGGUUCAGCAUCAAUUCGUGAGACUUCGCAAAAGGGCGAUGUCGGUAUCUGGCUCUCGUCCACGGGCGGUGGACCAGGCCAAGCAUCACAGUUCAUCACGUCACGGCCUCCACCGAUCAUGGACCAGUUCUUGCUUCCCUUUGUUCGAGAACACUGUCUGUCAUGUCUCCCUCCGGAGAAGGAGUAUCGCAAGCUGAAGCGGUUAUUUCUUCAAAAGAUUCAUCCCAUCUUUCCCAUCAUUCCGGAGAACGCGUUGGAGGGUCCCUCUGAUGAGCCCACUAUCAUCGUUCUACGGCAACUGGUCUGUCUGGCUGCGUCCACCGAUCCCGCCAUGUCUCGCUAUCUUCGACUCAGGAAUCGGGGUGAUGAGGUUCUAACGUGCCAAGACUUUUCGCAGUCCAUCUCUUCGGCAGUGCGGGCUAUUCUUGAGACCAGCAUCAUCACCGACCGUGUUCUUCACAUCAGAGCUCUCGUCAUACUAUCCCUCUACACGCAACCAAGCAGCUCCGAGGAAGCAGAUCUCCCGGCACAACUUGGCGGGCGAGCCAUUCACCAUAUCCAGACCCUUGGACUACACCUUCUCAGGUACGAUGCUCCAAACUGCGAAGAGCUCGAGACGUUGUUUUGCGCAGUCUGGGCUGUCGACAGGAUCAACGCGGCGGCUUACGGGAGGCCAUGUUUGAUGCAUGAGAGAGACAUUGGUGCGAAUCUCGAUGGAUGCAUUAAGAAGCGUCCACCAUGCUUUCGACUUCUCCUCGCUGUGGUUCAGUGGCUUGACCAGGUCAUUGAGCUGUACCGCCCGGGACCAAGUGCUGAGGCGUCUGGUCUCGACAAGGUCGCCUACAUUGAUCUUCCGGUGCUCGAGGCUAUGAUUGUGAAUGCCGACGCUCUGAAGGUUCCGGGCUCACUGAUUGCCACCAUCGAGACUUUCUACCACGCGGUUAUUAUCCUAUCGUGUCGACUACCCCGUCCAGGCACUCUCACAGCAGCUUCAACUCUUCCUCCGCCAUCAGCCAAUGCGCGUCGCUCCCUCGCAGCUGAGCGGAUAGCAUGUGCCGUGUUACGUGAUCAUCUCAGCCCUAUGCCAUUCGUUCCCUAUGCUGUUUGUCUAGCACUUAGUGUUGAGUAUCGCAAGAUGAGACAUAGCCGCCUACCAAUGUUCCGAGCUCGAGCGAUGCAUUCGUUCCGACGAAACUGUGAAAUGUUGAGAAAAUUCGGAGACUACUUCUGGAGCGCUAAUGUCGUUGCCGGUCUUGGCGAGAGAGUGCUGAAAGAGAUGGAGCGUGCCGCGACAACUCUCACCAAGGAUACGACACCACCUCCUCCUCCAGGAGAAACACCAAGCUCGGCUCCGUCUUCGAAUUCUCAGCCAAACUCUGUUCCUCGACAACCUGAAUCCACGGUCCCGGUGGCUAAUCCGACCAUGAUCAACUCCGUGCCGAGUGUCGAGCAGCCAGUCGACUUUUCGCUCAUCGACGCCAUCUCGGGCCAGGAUGUUUUUGGUCAUAUCGAUCCCAACUUCAACCUCAACGCUGUCGAAGAUGCGCUGGAAGCCAACCUGGACAUUGCUCUUCCAUUCAACUGGGGAGAUUGGGGACAAUAUGCUACCUGA
Fusarium vanettenii 77-13-4 is the source of this 1974-nucleotide messenger RNA. RefSeq lists its product as uncharacterized. The coding region runs from base 1 to 1974 and encodes 657 amino acids. Gene Ontology annotation, biological process: DNA-templated transcription. The record is from RefSeq and is a predicted model, not a curated record. The transcript is spliced from 4 exons. Gene Ontology annotation, molecular function: DNA binding; zinc ion binding. Lineage: Eukaryota; Fungi; Ascomycota; Sordariomycetes; Hypocreales; Nectriaceae.